Aureobasidium subglaciale EXF-2481 is the source of this 804-nucleotide messenger RNA. RefSeq lists its product as uncharacterized. Gene Ontology annotation, cellular component: cytoplasm; nucleus. The coding region runs from base 1 to 804 and encodes 267 amino acids. The record is from RefSeq and is a predicted model, not a curated record. Gene Ontology annotation, molecular function: RNA endonuclease activity; sequence-specific DNA binding; RNA binding. NCBI's taxonomy places the organism in Eukaryota, Fungi, Ascomycota, Dothideomycetes, Dothideales, Saccotheciaceae. The transcript has 2 exons.
AUGGAGGCCACCGAGGACAAAUCAUCGCCUUUCCUGCCCAUGUUCGAGACGUUCCGCAAGGAAUUGGAUGAACACCACGACCGCCGAGAACGUACCAUCAAAGCAUCGCGAGACAUAACCGCUGCAUCAAAAAAGAUGAUCCGCAAGCUCGCUCAGCCAUUACCCGCGCAUGUGAACAAGAACAACACACAAUACUACGACAUCAUCAAGGAGAGAUACAACACCGUCUCCUCCGAACUACAAGGAAUCAAUGCCUGGAGAUAUGCCCGUAAUAUCACUGGUGGCAACCAGGAGUACAUGGAAGCCGCCAUUUUCCAGCACUACCUGACCACCGGAACCUUGCUUACAUAUGAAGACUCGGUAGAGCAAUUACGGUCGCUAGGUGGAGAAGGCGGCCCCGUACAACUCACCGUCGAGGAUUACCUGCUCGGUGUCUUUGACAUGACUGGUGAAUUGAUGAGGUUCUCCAUUACUACAAUGGCUACGGAUGGCAAGCUUCCUUCAGUCGAAUCGGACGAUAAAACUGCUUCGGUCGACAGCAUGGAUGUGGACUCCAAAUCCAGCAGUCACAGAGAUGUUCUUACGGAUCUUCGUGCACUACGUUCAGAGCUGGAAGGCUUGAAUGUAGGCUUUGGUAGUUCCUUCGCUCGCGAUGUGGCUAAGAAGAUGGAUGUCAUGCAGACUAGUGUGGAAAAGGUGGAAAAGGCCUUGUACGGUCUGGUUAUUCGCGGAAGAGAGCGACCAAAGGGCUGGAUGCCCGAUCUCGACUCUGGUCCGCGCAGAGAUGUCGAAGUUGAAGGUUAA